Vespa velutina is the source of this 1340-nucleotide messenger RNA. Its product is annotated as activating signal cointegrator 1 complex subunit 1. The transcript is spliced from 6 exons. The record is from RefSeq and is a predicted model, not a curated record. Gene Ontology annotation, molecular function: RNA binding. Gene Ontology annotation, cellular component: nucleus. NCBI's taxonomy places the organism in Eukaryota, Metazoa, Arthropoda, Insecta, Hymenoptera, Vespidae. Bases 161 to 1228 code for a protein of 355 amino acids. Gene Ontology annotation, biological process: regulation of DNA-templated transcription; DNA alkylation repair.
UUGAAAACAAUCUUAUUUCCUUUCAAGUAAAAUACUACGUAUUAUUAAUAGGUUAUACGAUAAAAGUUAACUGUCAUAAUAAAAAGUGAAUUGAAUAUUUGAUAAAAAUUAAUAGAACCUUUAUUACUUAAUACUUCAUAAUAAUUCAAAUAUAAUAAUAAUGGAUGUAUUAAAACCAGAGCUAAUAUGGGUGGAUGGAAGGUGUUACAGAUUUUUUGAAAGUGAAGCUUGGAUAAAUAAAAACAAUAUGGAUUCAUAUGUAGAGGAAGAUUAUCAGGCAGAUUAUACAGAUGAAGAAUCUUCUGAUGCUAAUAUUGAAAUAGUACCACAUGGAGAAGCAAAAUUAAAGCAUUCAUUCCAUGUUGCAAAGCCAUUUUUUCCAUUUAUUAUUGGUUCCAAAAAUGCAGUACGUAAGAGAAUAGAAAUUGAAACCAAAACAAGCAUACAACUUCCCAAACCAGAACAAGAUGGAGACAUAGUUAUAAUUGGAUCAGAUCGUAGAGGCAUAUUAUCAGCUCGACAUCGAAUUGAUUUAAUUAUAGAAGUAUCUAGGAAAAAAUUAAGCUACACACAUUUCUUGUCUAUACCAUUAAAUGUAGAUGAGAUUAUUAAAAACUUCAAUUCAUUUAAAAGUGAUGUAAUUCAAAAAUUUGGAGGAGUUGUUACAGGCAUAGAUGAAAUUCUUUUCCAAAAACCAAGUAAAUUACAUCUUACCAUAGGAAUGCUUACUUUAUUAGAUGAAGAAGAAAGAAAGCAAGCAGUACAAAUAUUUAUGGAUUGCAAACAACAUAUUAUUGACCCUUUCAUUAAGAAACAUGGUUUAUUUACUAUAGUAAUAAAAGGUGUUCAAUCUAUGAAUGAUAAUCCAGAUGCCGUUAAAAUUCUUUAUGGAACAGUAUUUACAGAAAAUGAUGUAUUGCAAGAAUUGUCUAAUCAAAUAGUAGAUUAUUUUGCAGAAAAGGACUUAAUGCCAAACAGAACAAACGAUGUUAAAUUACACACUACUUUCAUGAAUAUAGCCUAUAGAAAGAAAGAUAACGAAGUAACAAUAACAGAUAAAAAUAUUAACAAAAAAUUUGAUGCUACACAAAUUUUAAAUGAAUAUAAAGAUACAUUAUUUGGUAAAACAGAUUUAAAAGAAAUUCACUUGUCCCAACUUAAAACUGCUACUGAAACAAAUUAUUAUCAAGCAACAGCUAAAAUUACAUUGGGUGAGGAACAAUCAUAAUAAAAAAGUAAAUUUAAAGUUUAUUUUUUCGUACAUUGAUUUGCAUAACACAUGUAAAUGUUUUCUAUCAUAAUUUGUACCAAUAACUAAAUAAUAUUUCAGCGAAAGUAUA